Molecule: messenger RNA, 2705 nt
Organism: Oryza brachyantha (malo sina)
Lineage: Eukaryota; Viridiplantae; Streptophyta; Magnoliopsida; Poales; Poaceae
Product: mitogen-activated protein kinase 14
Exons: 10
Coding region: 511-2142 (543 amino acids)
Biological process (GO): intracellular signal transduction; protein phosphorylation
Cellular component (GO): cytoplasm; nucleus
Molecular function (GO): ATP binding; MAP kinase activity
Source: RefSeq, a predicted model, not a curated record
AGUAAAUUUCGCGAUUUGGAGACGAAACGAAAGCGAAACCAACCUGCAAUUUAUCAAACAAUCGAUCGGAAAAAGCAGAGACCACAACCUCUUCUCCACGACUCCUCAGCUACAGCUACGAGCAACCUCUCUCUCUCUCUCUCUCUCUCUCUCUCUAUGUGGCCGCCAUGAGCUUUGCCUAGAUCACAGCUGGAUUUCUUGGCUGCAUCCUCCUCUUCUUCUCUUCUUCUUCCUUGUUUCUUUCUUUGCAGCUGUGCGCGUGAGAAGCAGUAGGAGCUGUGAGCUGUGGAGCUCGCUCUCUCUUUUCUUGCUGGACCAGCUGGUGGCUUAAAGAUCCUGCCUUUCUUGCUUCCUUUCCCUGGAGAUCCCCUCUCUGAAGGUCCCUGAGAUCUCCUAGGAGGAGUUUGCUGGUGUUCUUCCACCCGUGCUGCUUGUUCUUUGUUCGAUUUGUUAGCGCCGUGGUGGGAGGGGAGCUCGUCUCCUUGGUUCGAGAUCUCGACACCUUCUGAAAUGGAUUUUUUCACCGAGUACGGUGAAGGAAGCAGGUACAAAAUAGAAGAAGUAAUAGGAAAAGGGAGUUAUGGUGUGGUUUGCUCUGCUUUGGAUACUCACACCGGUGAUAAGGUUGCUAUCAAGAAAAUCAAUGACAUCUUUGAGCAUGUCUCUGAUGCAACGCGUAUACUUCGCGAGAUCAAGUUGCUUAGACUCCUGCGACAUCCGGAUAUUGUCGAAAUUAAGCAUAUUCUACUUCCUCCAUCAAGGAGAGAAUUCAAGGAUAUCUACGUUGUUUUUGAACUUAUGGAGUCUGAUUUGCACCAAGUUAUAAAGGCUAACGAUGACUUGACUCCUGAACAUUAUCAGUUUUUCCUGUAUCAGCUGCUCCGAGGACUGAAAUAUAUACACACAGCAAAUGUAUUUCAUCGAGAUCUCAAACCAAAAAAUAUCUUGGCAAAUGCUGAUUGUAAGCUCAAAAUAUGUGAUUUCGGCCUUGCAAGGGUAGCUUUUAGUGAUACCCCAACUGCCAUCUUUUGGACGGAUUAUAUCGCAACAAGGUGGUACCGGGCACCAGAGCUAUGUGGAUCUUUUUUCUCCAAGUAUACACCAGCAAUAGAUAUAUGGAGUAUUGGCUGUAUAUUUGCAGAACUUUUAACUGGAAAACCUCUUUUCCCUGGGAAGAAUGUUGUUCAUCAACUUGAUAUAAUUACAGAUCUACUUGGAACACCUUCUCCGGAAACAAUAUCUAGGAUUAGAAAUGAGAAGGCAAGACGCUACUUGAAUGGUAUGAGGCGGAAAAGGCCUAUACCAUUUACACAGAAGUUCCCAAAUGCAGAUCCACUUGCAAUGCGGUUGUUAGAGAGAAUGCUAGCUUUUGAUCCAAAAGAUCGGCCAAGUGCUGAGGAGGCGCUUGCUGAUCCUUAUUUCAAGAACAUAGCUAAUGUUGAUAGAGAGCCUUCUGCUCAACCUAUUACAAAGCUAGAAUUUGAGUUCGAGAGGCGGAGAAUUACCAAGGAAGAUAUAAGGGAACUCAUAUAUAGAGAAAUUCUCGAGUAUCAUCCAAAGAUGUUGAGGGAGUUCAUUGAGGGAACUGAGUCAACUGGUUUUAUGUACCCAAGUGCAGUAGAUCAUUUCAAAAAACAGUUUGCAUACCUUGAAGAACAUUAUGCCAAGGGAUCAACAGCAGCUCCACCUGAGAGACAACAUAACUCAUUACCAAGGCCUUGUGUUGUCUAUUCAGAUAACCGACCACAAAGCACAUCCAAUGUCACUGAGGAUCUUUCCAGGUGUUUAAUCAGAGACAAUACAAUAAAAUCACAGCAAGAUUCUGCUUCAGUUGGUGCAAGCAGAGUUCCUCAAGGUGCUGCUGCAAGGCCUGGUAAAGUAGUUGGUUCGGUGCUGCGUUAUGGCAACUGUUCAACAUCUGCUGCUGAGCAACAAUAUGAGCAGCGAAGGGUUGUUCGGAACCCAGCAAUUGCUCCAAACAGCAGUGUUUCUUUGGGGAGCUCGUACCCCAGAAGAAACCAGACCUGCAAGAGUGAAACAGGUGAUGCUGAAAGGAUUGAUACCAGCCAAGCCGGUCCACCAAAGCCAUAUGUGGCAAACAAAUUGCCCGCUACCGUCGAUGGUCGGAGUGGCCACUGGUAAAUUUCUGCAGUUCACCAGCAAAACCUUAGUCACCACAGCAUCAGCAUGGGCUUAUUAUUCUCUGUAGUUCAUUCUUAGACAUUUAAAACAUGUCAUUCUGUACAGACGUGUAUUAUUUCUUGGGGCUUUCCACCGAAAAAAAAUGAAUUUUACUGGAAGCCCUUGGGGUUAGGCUGCUUGUUUCUGCGUUUCUUCAUAGCUCAACCUCUAAAAAAAGAUCUGGUACACAAGAUCACAUGGAAUUGGACAUGAUUCAGUUCGAGGGGGGUAUAGUGGAAACUGGAAGCAACAAUGGACUGUAACAUUAUCUAUUUUCUGAGAAAACAAGGACUCUUUACUGACCAGACUGAUGCUGCUAUUCAAUUUAUUUUCCAAGUGGGUAGUAAAUCUGAAGAAGGAUCAUGUAAACAGCACAAUGUUAAACAUUACUAUGUAUUUCAUUCUUAAGAACACUCUCCUCUUUGCGGAGCUAUGAGCUGCAACUAUUUGCUACUAUGUGACAUUGCUGUAACUUGUGUAACUUAAUUGCAUUUCAAGUAUUUCCCUUCUUGUUUAGCCUGUAA